ACCCACACCCACACCCACACCCACACCCUUAAAUUCACUAAUGAAAAACGUGAAUGAAUACUUAUUGGCUUUUUCAAGCAUACAAAACCUUAUCUAAUGAAAAUGAGUGAAAUAAUAUACACCAAACAGGUUGAUGAUAGAUGGGUGACAAGGCUCUUGCAAGUUUAGAUUUUAAAAGUUAUAUAAACUAAAGGGAAAAUUAAAAUGAAAGUGUUUUGAAAAUAUAAUCAAGAAUUCCGAUUAGUGAGUAAAAAUGAUUAAUCUGUAAUUUCGAGAACGUAUAUAUAACUCAAGAUCAAAACCAUACAAAAGAAAACGUUCAAUUUUAGUAGGACUCGCUAGAGAUAAAUGCUCAGUAAAGCUUGUCAUUGUUCGGAAAAAGAGAGCAAACUAACAUUCUUCAUGUUCCGAUGAAAGAAAGUAACUUUUGUUCUAUUUAAGUUUAUUUAUGCUAUUUUGUGAUCUAGUCUAUAUAUGCUUACUUGUGCUAUGUUUUGUUCUACUUAGGUUCAUGGAUACUUUUUUGACAUAAAAUGCUGGAAUAUUUGAAAGUUGAAGAGUAUAUAUUUAUGAAACAGUGCAAAAAAAGGAAGCAACUUCGUGUCUUAGUUGAGUUGAAGAUGAAGAAUUUCACUUCAAUAAACAUCAGUUUUUGGAAUGGCAAAAAAAAAAUUUAAAUAUCGUAGCCAAAUUAAUUUUUAAUGGUUCAUAACUGCCCAAUUCUCAAAAUAAUUUUCCUGAGAAACGGCCCAUGACUCAAAAAUUCAUGGCUAUGCCACUGUUUCUAGUAAUCGAUAUACUGCUUUUGCAAAAAAAAAGUUACUUUGAAACAAUAAAUACACUCAUGGGUGACUAAAAGACUAGUUUUUCGGCUCACACUACUAAAACCUGCUAUUAAUUACAGCCGUCCACUUCAUUGCAGUUUUGUUCACGAUUAUUCAGGUGGUGAGUUUACGAACAUUCACACGUGUUGAAAAUAUCCAUAUUUUCGUAUAUAGGAUUUUUCCCAACGUGAUAUGUAGGAAAUUUCCCACUGUGUUAUCUUAGUUGGCAUAGGGAAUUUUCCCAAUCUAUUCUUAUAUAUAUAUAUAUAUUCGUGUUCGUUCUACACUAUGUUGUCAGAAUGUACAUUUAUUAUCUUGUUCUCUAACUGUUCUUCUUUAUGUCUCCUCUUCUUUUCUUCUUCUUCAAUUUGUCAUCAUAAUCGAGAUAUCACAAUAAACGGAACUCACAUAAACUACAAAUCUACAAUGAUUUCUAUCUCGUCUGAUACAGAUGUGAAUGUCAAGGGUGUUGACAUCCAUUAGUAUUUAAUAUGCUAUAAUACUAAGAACAGAAAUAUAUGACUCUUUGUAAUCAUUCAUUAUCAUCAACGAUCAGUCAUUAUUAUCUACUUUUUGUUUCACUGCUCCAUAUGGUUAUUUGUGUUGCUAUCUUAAAUACGAAAAUCUCUAAUAUGAUGUUAUCAUAGAUUUCAGUUCACUCAAUUUUUUUCAUAAAAGUUCACAUCUUUCAAGACAUUAUACUCUUAACGAUGAAAAAACGUUUAAUGAUACCUUUCUUAUGGCACAUCAGUUUCAGUCCUUGACAUGUACAUUAUAUUUGAUAAUUGAGUAAGUUUAACAGAUCCUGCACUUUGCUUUCUUUUCAAAAGAAUACAAGCAUUAUGUCAACUUUGAGAGACGAAAUUGAUAUGAUAUAAAAAAGGUAUCACUAAACGGUUAUUCAUCGUUAAAAGUAGAAUGUUUUGAAAGACGUGAACUUUAUGAAAGAAUUUGAGUUAACUGAAAUCUACGACAACAUUAUAUUAGUGAGUUCUGGUUUUAUGAUAGAAAAACAGAUGACGAUGAGAAACAGUGCAGUGAAAGGUAGAUAAUAAUGGCUGAUCGUUGAUGAUAAUGAAUGACCACAAAAAGUCAUAUAUUUUUGUUCUGAUCAUUACAGAAUAUUGAAUAGUAAUAGAUGUCCACAGAUAUGACUUUCACAUCUGCACUAGACGAGAUGGAGAUCGUGGACGAAACUACACUGCAAGUGGGCGGCUAUAUAUAACAGUAGACUUUUCGACUAUGAGCCGAAAAACAAUAGUCUUUUAGUCACUCAUAAGUGACUUCCUUCAAAAGUAGUAUAUCAAUUAUUAAAAAGUAUUUAAGUUAAUUUAUUAAUUAAAAGCAUAAUGGCAUAAGUACUUUUUAGUACUUUUGGAAGUAAUAAAAAGUAAUUUUUACUUAUAAGUGUACUUAUAAUCACUUAAAAAGAUUCUCUUGCAAGUGCUAUUUUCAUUUUGCAAAAAGAAUAAUGAAAGUACUUAAUAGUGGUUUUUUGGAUCAAAAUUUUUACAUGAGAGAAAUACGUUCAUGAAUUUUACGUCAAAUAACGAAAUACAUUGAGAGAAAACUGUCACGAGAAAAAAUUAUAUAUAUUAGAGCAAAAACUUGUAACAUUAUUUGUCAAUCAGGAUUAGGUUCAGCACCUCCAUCAAUUGAUAGAUUAUAUAGAGUUUAAUCAUUAGAUAUUAUUCACGAACCAUCUUGCUCAACUUGAAUAUGCAUAUCUAUACAUAAUCAUUUAGUAAAUUAUACAACUGACGUCUAUUUAGCUUUUGAACUUUAUAGAAAAAACUAGCAAGUACGAAUGCAAUGUCCACCAGAGAAACUAUUUUUGAAUAGUUCAAUAUUUCAUAUUGAAUUGUUAUAUGUGUGAAGUGUUUGCUCUUAUUCAUUUAAAACAAUUUCUCUUUUGAAUGACAGUGAAUGUCAAUGUUGAAUACUCUUUAUAUCAGAUAAAAUCAAAACUACAUGUCUUUCGUUGAAUUUACUAAUUCAUUUUGAGCUCUCAACUAUUUUGCGAAAAAUAACUUAACUAGGUUAUAAGCUUUUCAUAAGUAAUCAUUUUAUCCGUAAAAAAGCUAAUAAUUAUUGAUCAUUUAUAUAAGAAACGCAUUGAAUCAUAUAAACCAUGCACUUAUCACAUAUUAGCAAGCAAAGUAUCUAUAUGAUUUGUACAUGAAUAUUUUUUCUUUUUUUGCUCUUAUUUCUUUGUCUCGUUUUGGAAGGCCUACGCAUAACUAUGAUACUACUAUACUCAUAUGCAUUGAUUAAUAACGACGAUGUGCAUUUAAUAUAGUCAUGGUUGAUUGCUCUCACUCGAUUUGUCUUCUUACCUUCAUAUCACCCCCCCCCCCCCCUUAACCAUUUUUUGAGGAUAGACCUUUUCUGUGUGCGCUCUGCGUUAGAGUGAAAACAGCAUUCAAACACACACAAAUUUGCUCUUCGCCAUACUAUAACACGACGAAUGAGGUAAGAUCAAAUUCUGGAGGAAAAAAAAAUCGCUUUUUAUUGUUUUUUUAAUUUAUACUUGUUUAGUAAUAGUAAGUCUAGGUAAGAAAGUAAAUUUAAAGAAGAUGCAUUUAUUUAAAGAAAAAAUUUCAAAUCUUUAGUUCUCACAGCGAUCAUCGAUCAUCACGUAGUUCAAAAGACUCUCGUCGUGAUCGAGAAAGCCAUAAAGAUAAGGGUGAAGAUAAAUCAUCGUCAAAUCAAACAGCAGCCAAUAAUGUUGUUUCAACAACAACAGACCGAGCUUUUAAAGAUAAACAUCAUCCAUUAUUAAUUGCUAUUUGGAAUACAGAUCGUACACAAACAAAUCUGGAAGAAAAGCUUAAAGGUCUUCGUGAUUUAAUCAAAAAAGGAACAAAUCCAAAUGUUAAUUGUGAAAUUUUACAUGAACAAACGGGUACACCUAUAGCUCAAGUAUCACCAUUGAUAAUUGCUUGUUUCGAAGGUGACAUUGAUAUCAUUCGAUUUCUUAUUGAAAAUGGUGCUGAUCCAAAUCAAACAGAAAGUGAACAUCAUUUAACACCAAUUCAUGUUUUAUGUGAUGCUGAAUAUCAUGGGCAAAGUUUACGACAAAAAGAUCGUGCUGACUUGGUUCGUUUAUUAGUUAAACACGGUGCACAAGUUAAUCAUUUAGAUCGAAACUCAAUGGCACCUAUUCAUAAAGCUGUUAUUCAUGAUCGACCUGAAUGUGUUCAAGUAUUAAUGGAAUCACGUGCGGAUCCAAAUGUUCCCCUUAUGGGUGAUACACCAUUGAGUAUUGCAGCUCGACACAAUCGAAAAAACAUUGUUCAGAUAUUACUCAAAUUUAAAGAAACUAAUGUUAAUCAUCGUAAUGAUCAAGGUGGUACAGCGCUUCAUUUUGCUAGUGCUGCAAUAGUUGAUAGUCCAGAAUGUGUCGAAUUACUAUUACAACAUGGUGCUAAAGUAAACGCACAAGAUUUGAAAAGUAACACGGCUGCAAUGGUUGCUUGUUUUUUUAAUAAACCAAGGAUCUUAACGACUCUUAUUCGAGCUGGUGCUGAUCUUGUACCUCGCAAUAAUGAAGGAAAAGAUGCAUAUGAUGUAGCUGUAGAAAAAGAAUUUGAUGAAUGCAAAGAAAUUGUAGCUAAAGCGCUUGAAAAACGAGGUAUUAAGGCAGGCGCUAAGCCAAAUCAAACAUCAACGACAACUGAUAAAUUAGCCAAUGAUGUUGACAAAUUAAAAAUUAAAAAUUAA
Rotaria sp. Silwood1 is the source of this 4547-nucleotide messenger RNA. The record is from the annotation of a GenBank genome assembly. Lineage: Eukaryota; Metazoa; Rotifera; Eurotatoria; Philodinida; Philodinidae.